Molecule: messenger RNA, 3452 nt
Organism: Pongo pygmaeus (Bornean orangutan)
Lineage: Eukaryota; Metazoa; Chordata; Mammalia; Primates; Hominidae
Gene: GNAZ
Product: G protein subunit alpha z
Exons: 4
Coding region: 649-1548 (299 amino acids)
Biological process (GO): adenylate cyclase-modulating G protein-coupled receptor signaling pathway
Cellular component (GO): heterotrimeric G-protein complex; cytoplasm
Molecular function (GO): G protein-coupled receptor binding; GTPase activity; GTP binding
Source: RefSeq, a predicted model, not a curated record
GCGGGCGGCGCGGGAGGGCGGGCGGAGGGAACCAGGCCGGCCGGAGCGUGUGCGCCGCCCGCGGUCCGGUCACGUCCCCGCGUGGGCGCCGCCGCCCGCGUCGUACGGAACGAGGGCGCCGCGGCCCCGCGCUCGCCGCCCCGCCCCGCCCCGCCCUGCCCGGAGCAGCUCGGCAGAUGCUCUGUGCCGCGGCCCGGAGGUGAAGGGCUGGAUGCACAGUGGGAGCCGGAGGCGGGGGGCUGCAGGGAGCACACCAGCGACCGGCCCUCCAACCCUCCAGCCACUCAGCAACAUCGCCACAGCAACCAGCAACCAGAGGGCAGCAGCCGAGGCAGACACAAGCGGACGGCUUCCCACCGUCGCCGAGGACAGGGAAUGACUACGGCAAAUCAGGCCACUUUGCCAACUAGGGAGCUGGAGUGUCACUAGUGGGGAGGGGCGGCCGCCUCCCGCUGCACGGAGCGCCAUGCCAGCUGGAGAAGAGGCGCUGGGGCAGGGGCUACAGUGUGGCUUGGCCUCACCCCCUUGCUGGCACUGAGUGCCUCCAGGGCAGCUGGGCUCUUGUCUGCCUGGUCUCAGCGUCCCCUGUGGCAAGAGGGAGAGGUGCCCCAUCCCGUGCUCCUUGUCUGGUCCCUUUGCUGCCAGACCAUGGGAUGUCGGCAAAGCUCAGAGGAAAAAGAAGCAGCCCGGCGGUCCCGGAGAAUUGACCGCCACCUGCGCUCAGAGAGCCAGCGGCAGCGCCGCGAGAUCAAGCUGCUCUUGCUGGGCACCAGCAACUCAGGCAAGAGCACCAUCGUCAAACAGAUGAAGAUCAUCCACAGCGGCGGCUUCAACCUGGAGGCCUGCAAGGAGUACAAGCCCCUCAUCAUCUACAACGCCAUCGACUCGCUGACCCGCAUCAUCCGGGCCCUGGCUGCCCUCAGGAUCGACUUCCACAACCCUGACCGCGCCUACGACGCUGUGCAGCUCUUCGCACUGACGGGCCCCGCUGAGAGCAAGGGCGAGAUCACACCCGAGCUGCUGGGUGUCAUGCGACGGCUCUGGGCCGACCCAGGGGCACAGGCCUGCUUCAGCCGCUCCAGCGAGUACCACCUGGAGGACAACGCAGCCUACUACCUGAACGACCUGGAGCGCAUCGCCGCAGCUGACUAUAUCCCCACUGUCGAGGACAUCCUGCGCUCCCGGGACAUGACCACGGGCAUUGUGGAGAACAAGUUCACCUUCAAGGAGCUCACCUUCAAGAUGGUGGAUGUGGGGGGGCAGAGGUCAGAGCGCAAAAAGUGGAUCCACUGCUUCGAGGGCGUCACGGCCAUCAUCUUCUGUGUGGAGCUCAGCGGCUACGACCUGAAACUCUACGAGGAUAACCAGACAAAAGGCCAGCACCCCCCAUCCCCAGACCUGAGGCUGCUCACUCUUCAGGACUCCUGUUACUCCGAAGCUCAUUCUAAAGAAAGAGCAAGAUUGGUUUGGAAAAACAGUCUUCCAGGUGGAGUGCAGGGUUCCAGGGUAAUGACAGAGUCGGAUGGCAGAGAGCUUGCGCCUCUUUGACUCCAUCUGCAACAACAACUGGUUCAUCAACACCUCACUCAUCCUCUUCCUGAACAAGAAGGACCUGCUGGCAGAGAAGAUCCGCCGCAUCCCGCUCACCAUCUGCUUCCCCGAGUACAAGGGCCAGAACACGUACGAGGAGGCCGCUGUCUACAUCCAGCGGCAGUUCGAAGACCUGAACCGCAACAAGGAGACCAAGGAGAUCUACUCCCACUUCACCUGCGCCACUGACACCAGUAACAUCCAGUUUGUCUUCGACGCGGUGACAGACGUCAUCAUACAGAACAAUCUCAAGUACAUUGGCCUUUGCUGAGGAGCCGGGCCCGGGCCCGCCUGCCUAUGGUGAAACCCACGGGGUGCCAUGCCCCAACGCGUGCUAGAGAGGCCCAAUCCAGGGGCAGAAAACAGGGGGCCUAAAGAAUGUCCCCCACCCCUUGGCCUCUGCCUCCUUGGCCCCACAUUUCUGCAAACAUAAAUAUUUAUGGAUAGAUUGCUAGGUAGGUAGACACACACACAUGCACACACACACAUCUGGAGAUGGCAAAAUCCUCUAAAAUGUCGAGGUCUCUUGAAGACUUGAGAAGCUGUCACAAGGUCACUACAAGCCCAUCCUGCCCCUUCACUUUGCCUUCCUGAGUUGGCCCCACUCCACUUGGGGGGUCUGCAUUGGAUUGUUAGGGAUAGGCAGCAGGGCUGAGGCGAGGUAGGCCAACUGCAUCCCUGUUGCCUGGAGGAGGGCCAGCUCACUGCCCGAGCUCUGGCCUAGGGACCUUGCCGCUGACCAAGAGGGAGGACCAGUGCAGGGUCUGUGCACCUUCCCUGCUGGCCUGCACACAGCUGCUCAGCACCACUUUCAUUCUGGACCCGGGACCUUAGGAGCCGGGUGACAGCACUAACCAGACCUCCAGCCACUCACAGCUCUUUUUAAAAAACAGCUUCCAAAUAUGCAGCAAAAACCAAUACAACAAAACGAGUGGCACGAUUUAUUUCAAACUAGGCCAGCUGGGAUUCCAGCUUUUCUUCUACUAGUCUGAUGUUUUAUAAAUCAAAACCCGGUUUUCCUUCUCUGACAUUCUUUUUUGUUUUUUGUUUUUGGCCAAAUCUCGUGGUGUUUCGCAGAAAAAAAAUCCAGAAAAUUUCAAAUGCAGUUGAGUAUUCUUUUUUAAAUGCAGAUUUUCAGAACAUAUUUUUUUUCAGGUGGUCUUUUUCGUGUCUGGCUUGCUGAGUGUAAAAGUUGUUAUCUGGACGACUCUGUCUCUCUGCUCCAAAGAAAUUCCGGAGUGAGUGGCGGUCCUGCGCCAGCCUCGCGGGACACGUGUUGUACAUAAGCCUCUGCAGUGUCCUCUUGUUAAUGGUGGGGUUUUCUGCUUUGUUUUUAUUUAAGAAAAUAAACACGACAUAUUUAAAGAAGGUUCUUUCACCUGGGAGCAAAUGAACAAUAGCUAAGUGUCUUGGUAUUUAAAGAGUAAAUUAUUUGUGGCUUUGCUGAGUGAAGGAAGGGGAGCAAGGGGUGGCGUCCCUGGUCCCGGCAUGCCGCGCGCCUGAGACUGGCUGGAAAUGCUCUGACUCCUGUGAAGGCACAGCCAGCGUUGUGGCCUGAGGGAGGCCCUGCUGGGACCCUGAUCUGGGCCUUCCUGUCCCAGGGCCUAUGGGCAACUGCGUUGAAAGGACGUUCGCCAAGGGCCGUGUGUAAAUACGAACUGCGCCAUGGAGAGGAGAGGCGCUGCCAGAGCCCUUGCCAGAUCUCCCUCCCUCUCUCCGUGCAGUAGCUGUGUGUCCGAGGUCAGUGUGCAGAAUCACAGCCAAGGACGUGAAGAGAUGUACGGGGGAAGGAGAAGCUGGUGAUUGGAUGAAAGUCAAAGGUUGUCUACUUUAAGAAAAUAAAAUACCCUGAAUGGAGCCCA